AAGUAAACAGUCGGUCGACGGUCGAUGCGCUUCCUGCAUGUGUUGACGCUAAAUUCGGUUCUGUUUCAAGAACACUUUUGUGCUUAAGCUUUCUUCCAUCUAGUUUCUACUGAAAAUAACUUAAUUUUUUAUUUUUAAUAUAACAGCAAAAUGGACCGUCAAAGUGAUUAUUAUGGAAAUUUGUCGGCCCCGGGGGCUAUCGACGAUUCACUGUCACGAAAUCGAUGUUGUUCCAUUUGCAAGAGUGCAAACCGCAAGCUCAGCGGUUUAUUGGAAUCGGAUAUCGGCUCGAAGGAACUGAGAAUGCUAGUCCGUAAAUAUCUUGGAAUAAAGGUUAAACCAUCUAACGCAAAUACACAUGUUUGCGUGGAAUGUAUCGAACAGCUUGAAUCAUUCAAAUGGUUCGACUAUCAGGGAAGAAUGAAUGAUGCCUUUCUUAAGCGGCUUCCGAAUAAACUGCUGCCUGGGGAAGAAAAGUAUUGUCGAUUAUGCUUAACCACCAAUAACCGUUUGCAAGAAAUAUUCGUACAAGAUUCUCUACAGCCCAAUAAUGAGCUUUGUGAUUUAAUUAAAGAAAGUAUUAGCAUAGAAAUUGAAUACCAACGCGACUUCACCUCCAACAUUUGUAAAUUGUGUCGCACACAACUCGAAAAGUUUGUUGAGUUCAAACGCAUUGCACAGCAGUUGCAAAAUACAACUUUAGAAAAGAAGAAGGAAGCAAUGGAAGUAUCAGAAUGUAAUAACAGCAAAAUUGUUGAGCCCUUGUUAGAAGUACAAACUAACGAGAACGUAAUAAAGACUAAGAAGCCAAGACGCCGAAGACGCACCAAAGCAGAAAUGGCCCUGGCCCGGGCGCAGGAAAGUCUAAUCAAAGAGCAAUCGUUACCAAAGAAUAAGUUAAGGAAGGAAACUUCAGCGAAAGAUACUGCACUGGCUGCGGCCGAGCGUAAAAAUGUUUAUCAAAUUCUGUGGAUGCCGGAUGAUGAACGGAACUUCGAGACCAUCAGGGAUAAGAAGGGCCGAGUACGAAUUUGUAUGGAUGGGCACACCUUCUACCUUUACCGCAUGAAAUCGGAUGGGACGAGCUUGUGGAAUUGUGACUACAAGUCGAUCCACUGUUGCAAAUUCGAAUUAAUUGUCAGCAGUAACGGGAAGAUGGCCACAGCUCGCGGAUCAGCUCAUAGGCAUGGUAAGGAGCCCGUUCCCAUUAUACAGUGCCCCUUGGGAAAAGGAACGUUGUUGCACGAUGAUGGAACUGAAGAGUCUUUUUGGUUGCUGGACGUAAAGAGGAGUAACAGCCAUGUUGUACGACAGUUGAUUUACCAAAACUACAGUUUCGUUUUACGUGCCUGUUUCAGCAAUGGUGGGAAAGAUACGAGUUUAUGGGCCUGUAAGCAAAACCAGUGCACAGUAACGCUGGACGUUAGUGGAGUUUUUGAAACAAUUACGGUUUUGAAAGGCACCCACACGCAUGCAGAGAUUACGAAUCUAGAGCUACGAGAAGCUUUGAAAAACAGUAAAGUUAAUAAAUGUGGAGCAGAUGUUGUUACACCUUUCCGAGAUGGGAAAACCGACCCAGAAACUAGCACUGGACUAAGAACAGCACCAAAGGUUAUCGCUAAAAUGUCUACCGUGAACGAAAAACGCAAUUUUAUUUUGAUGGAAGUUAGAGAAGGCGUGUAUAAAAUAAGAUACCGAGGACACGAUUUCAAGUUUUGCCUAAAUAGGCCGGAUGGAACAACACUUUGGAAGUGCAUUUGGGACAGUAUACAUAAUUGCAAAGCGGUUAUCGUUAUUACAAAUGAUGGAUCUUAUGCCGAUAAUUACGGGCUCAUGGAACACAGCCAUUCUCCAAACAUGGCAAUGAUCUUACAAUGUGAGCCUAAAGAAUAUUCAGUUCUGAAUAGUGCUCAAGGUGUUCUAGAAAGUGUCAAAUUAUUUGCGCGUGAAUGCAAGUACUUUCGUAGCCGCACGAUAUUGUUUCGCUGUCAUUUGUAUAAUUUGUAUGAGGUUGUCAACAAUGAAUCCAGAUGGUCCUGUUUUAGGAAUGAUUCCCACAAGCAGCAGUGUCCAGCAUCUUUAAUCAUAACAGGAAAAAUGGAUUCAUUUCUUCAGAAAGGGAUACACUGCCACAUGCCCCUACAAAAACAGGACAUCAAGAGUAUGAUCCAACCGGGAAAUGUCGUGCUUUUUUCGGCUCUGAAACAAUGGGAUAGUUUGCAAACAGUGGAUACGUCGGAAAUGGAGACAACCGAUGAUGUACUGGACAUGUUGAAGCAGCAACUUUUAAAGUUUCCUGUCGGACAUGGUGUCAUCUGGGAUAAGACGUCUAGCAAAGAAAAUCCUUUCUGCUUCGUCAAGGAUUUGGUUAGAAGCAAAGAAGUGUCGUACAAAUUUAUCUAUCAACAAUGCCGUUACGCAUUUGCCUCGAUCGAUGAGUAUGGUAUCAGCCAGUGGGUCUGCUGUCAGGUGCUGGGAAACAGUUCAUUGAUGGGGGCCUGUUCUGCACGGGUAACGAUCGAAGGCGUCUUCCAGCGGGUUACUACUAGAGGAGUUCACAAUCAUUCAUGAAGCGAUUAACCAAAGAAUGGUAAUUUAAAACUAAUGCGCUCGAGCAGAGGAAAUUUUCUGAAUACUUUUUAGAUAAUACUCGUAUUAUUUUCAUUAAUUUCAUUCUUAAUCAUUAUUUAUUGCCAUUUUCACAAUUCGCCUUGAUAACAGAAUUCUCAAUAUUUUAUCGAAUAGAUUCGUUUCCCAAUAAAUUUUAUAGUUGGUAGUCAGCUAUUAAUAGUUUAUAAGAUAAAGCCAUCAAAAUAUGUGAAACUACGAAAUUUCAUAUAAAUGAUCUCGAAACCAUAGCAUGCAUUAUAUAGCACAAGAUAAAUAUCGUUUAUAUCUAAUAUCUAAUAUGUUGAAUUCGACUUAAAUAGUUUAUAUACGUUCAAUUCUAGAGGUUGUGGUGCGCACAGGUAACAUGAUGCGCCCCGAUGAGAUUGACAAUAAAUGCAAAUGUGCGCCGUCAUAUUUGUUGUUAGUCAGCUUGAGAUGCAAUAACAAUAAAGAGACAUGUAUUUUAGUUUA
Armigeres subalbatus is the source of this 3081-nucleotide messenger RNA. RefSeq lists its product as uncharacterized. The record is from RefSeq and is a predicted model, not a curated record. Bases 151 to 2571 code for a protein of 806 amino acids. NCBI's taxonomy places the organism in Eukaryota, Metazoa, Arthropoda, Insecta, Diptera, Culicidae. Gene Ontology annotation, molecular function: zinc ion binding. The transcript is spliced from 3 exons. Gene Ontology annotation, cellular component: nucleus.